This is a messenger RNA of Fonsecaea multimorphosa CBS 102226, 1623 nucleotides long. RefSeq lists its product as uncharacterized. The coding region runs from base 1 to 1623 and encodes 540 amino acids. NCBI's taxonomy places the organism in Eukaryota, Fungi, Ascomycota, Eurotiomycetes, Chaetothyriales, Herpotrichiellaceae. Gene Ontology annotation, molecular function: L-amino acid transmembrane transporter activity. The transcript has 3 exons. The record is from RefSeq and is a predicted model, not a curated record. Gene Ontology annotation, cellular component: membrane. Gene Ontology annotation, biological process: amino acid transmembrane transport.
AUGGCCCCCGAGAUGCAGGACCUCGAGACAUCGCCUCUAUUGUCCCCCGAUCCCGAGCAAAGCUCCGUGCACGAUGCGGAAAGCCUAACGCCCAAUAACCCAAAGGACGAGAGAAAUAUCGACAACGAUGUGCUGCCAGAAACGUCGACAGCGGGGAGAAACAUUGGCUGGGGAAGCGCCUACAUCCUGGUUAUCUCUCGAGUCAUCGGAUCAGGUAUUUUCGCAAUGCCUGGAACAAUCGUCCAGAACGUAGGCAGUCCUGGCUUGGCUCUGGUCCUGUGGGUUGUCGGAGCUCUCGUUGCGUGGGCAGGAUUAGCCAUCGACAUGGAAUAUGGAUGUAUGCUUCCUCGUUCGGGCGGAGUAAAAGUGUAUCUGGAGUAUACCUUUCGCAAACCGCGGUUCCUCACCUCGACUCUGGUGGCUGUCCAGGCCGUUCUCCUCGGAUUCACGGCAAGCAAUUGCAUCGUCUUUGCGAAAUACACCCUUUUCGCCGCCGGCGCUACUCCCAACGACCUGAACACCAAAUUACUGGCGGUCGGAUUGUUGACCUGGAUCACAAUCGUCCACAGCUGUUUCUACAAGACAGGAAUAUGGAUCCAGAAUCUGCUAGGUUGGGUCAAGGUCGGGUUGAUUGUGUUCAUGAUUCUGACGGGAAUAUUUGUGGUUCUGCUGCAACCUCACACUUCGUCUAGCGACGUGCCCGACCACGCCUCAGCUACAGCAUGGGGUGAUCUGUGGACUGGCUCCGACUGGGCGUGGAAUAACUUGUCGACAGCGUUUUUCAAGAUCCUCUACUCCUACGCGGGACUCAGCAAUGUCAACAAUGUCCUCAACGAGGUGAAGGACCCUGUCCGAACGCUCAGAUCAGUCGGUCCGGUUGCGUUGCUGACGGCUUGCAUCAUGUAUGUGCUCGUCAACGUCGCAUACCUGUCCGUGGUGCCACUUGAAGAGGUCAAGCGCAGCAGAGAGCUCAUUGCAGCUCUGUUCUUCGAGCGAGUCUUUGGGGCUGGCUUUGGCAACAAGUUCCUUCCCCUUGCUAUUGCUCUCAGCGCUGUAGGGAAUGUCAUGGUGGUCACCUUCAGCUUGGCUCGAGUCAACCAGGAAGUCGCGCGGCAAGGGUUUCUUCCCUUUUCGGAAAUUCUGGCUUCCAACAAACCGUUCAAUGCACCCCUUGGCGGGCUUCUCGUCCACUAUGUGCCAUCUGUGCUGGUCAUCGUCCUACCGCCUUCUGCCACAGUAUAUGCUUUCAUUGCCGAUGUUGAAGGAUAUGCGGGUCAAUUUUUUGCUCUGGCCGUCGGUGCUGGCUUGAUCAUUCUCCGCAGCAAAAAGCCCGAUCUGCGACGGCCGUUCAAAGCUUGGAUUCCGGCGGUAUGGUUCAGAAUCAUACUAUCCGUGGCAUUAAUUGGUGCUCCGCUAUUUCCUUCCAGCAAGGGAUCUUCGGAUGUCAACUUCUUCUACGCCACAUACGCGUUGGUCGGCAUUUCCAUACUCAUUUUCGGAGUCGCUUAUUGGUUCGUGUGGACCAUUGCUCUACCUCGCUAUAGGGGCUACAGGCUGGAGGAAGCAACGGAUGUCCUCGGUGAUGGGACAACCAUCACAAAAUUGGUCCGCAAGGAAUUAUAA